ACGAGCCCAACCAUGCAAAAUUUGACAGUUAUUGUGAAAAAUAAUGAACACAUUAAUUAUGAUUGUUAUUCUUAUUUUCUACAGGAGCUCGUCCAGCAUGUUCCUCCAAACGUGUUUGGGAACUUUGCUCGUAUUUCUCAAAACAGUCGAGGCUGCACCUAAACCCACUCCCACUGGGCAAGUCUCUCCUACCAGUUCUUCUCCAGACUCUCAAGUUGAGUUGUUUUUAGAGAAGGAACUGCAAAAGAUUAACAAAUACCGUCUGAUGCACGCCGCUACCCCUCUGCAGCUGUCACUUGACCUGACCAAUAAAGCAGAGUUAUGGGCCACGCAGCUGGCCAAUGAAGACAAAGAAAAAAUUGACGUCAACUCCAAAUAUGGCCAAAACAUUUUUUCGACCAAGGAAACCAAUGAUGCUGUUACUAAAAGUGUACAGUCGUGGUAUAAUGCAAUUAGAUUUUACGAUUUUCACAGCGCGAAGGGAUCGCUCAAGUCCGCUUAUUUUACGCAGUUGGUAUGGGCUGGGUCAAAGGAAAUUGGAGUUGGAAAGGCGAAAAGUGCAAGCGGGAAAACCUACAUCGUGGCCUUGUUUGAUCCCCCUGGUAAUAAUGGAAACUAUCUGCGCAAUGUGCUUCCCGUUACAGGUAGGGAAAGCUGUGGCACUAAAAUGAAAAUAAGUUUAAAUCUAAUAGCGAUGUUUAAUAUAGCAAAAUAAGCUAAAAAGAGUCUUGAGCCUUUUAAACCUUGCAAUGCUUAGUUCUUGUCGCUGUCUUAUUGGUGGAGUAAUGUCCUGGAAAUGAUAUGUUGUCCUACAGAAGUAAUAUACAAUAUACCAUGGCAAUCUACCAUGACUUUCGCCUGGCUACGUAACAUGUGUUAAACACAAGAUUUCGAACAUUCCUGUUCUGCAGCGUUAGAAUUAAUUAAGGAGACGAAAUCGCAAAACUUUUGGAUUCGAUUUGCAAAAGUCGAAUCAUUUCAUGCAUUCUCUCUGUGUUUCUCACUUGUGGCCAUCUUUUAUAGCCCUUAUUCUACAUUUUACUUAUUAUAGCAAAGGAAUUUAACCCAGAGCGUUCAUUAAUUAUUAGGAAGCAGAAGCUUAGGUAAGGACUCUAGAUGGUAAAAAUGCUUCAGCCAUAACUGUGCUUCACUCGCCCAUUUUUUUUGUACAUAACAUAACAUAACAUAAAAACUUUAUUAACGUGUCUUUAUGUCUAGCCGAUGGGAAAAAAAAAACCUGUCCUAACCAAAAGGCGGCGAGGAGACCUUCAAAAAACCUCCAGGCUUAUAGCGGAGGCCACCUAAGUUGUUAAUGUUAAGUAAAUAGUAAAUUUUGCUUGCGCGAAACUCCGAGAAUCACGCCACAGCUGAAAAAGAAUUUUCACAGCGAGAAAGCACACUUUUGUCUAAACAGAGUUUUGUGUCUAACAAAUGUAUGAAAAGCGACUGUUAAGUUGUGCGGCUCUUUCCGAGGACAAGGGCGCUUCCUCACUUUUCCUAAACUACGACGUGAGGGUAAGCAGCGUUUUCCUUCUGACUCAAAGUCGGCAAAAUUUCACCAUUUACGUCCUUAAACAAGGACGGAGAUAUUUUGCUGAAAAUUUUGUGUACAACUAUUGUCAGAAGUAAAGUUGCUGUAGGUAAUUCCCCCAGGUAAACAGAUAAGUGUGUUAGAUGUGGCAAGUUUUGACACCCAAUAGCAUAUGAUUCUUGUGUUACACCAGAAUAAAAAUUACUCAGACGAACUGACAGAAUAGAGGUCAGUAGCAUCGGAUAGCCAUAACUAUGAAGGUCAUCUGUGCAAUACUUCUAACUGAACGGGUACUAAAUCAAUCGCCAAGGCUUUGCGGUACCUUGGAUAUACGGUGCUUGACUGGAAGGGUAAGCUUGCAACUUUGAUGAUCAGUGGUUCGAUGCU
This is a messenger RNA of Orbicella faveolata, 1918 nucleotides long. RefSeq lists its product as uncharacterized. The record is from RefSeq and is a predicted model, not a curated record. NCBI's taxonomy places the organism in Eukaryota, Metazoa, Cnidaria, Anthozoa, Scleractinia, Merulinidae.